AACAACAACAACAACAACAACAACAACAACAACAACAACAACAACAACAACAACAACAACAACAACAACAACAACAACAACAAUAGCGAUAACAAUAACAUUGAUACCAAUAAUGAUCACACGCUGUAUUCACAGGAACAUGAGUCGCAUGAGGCCCAUAUGCAAAUACAACUGUGCAGCCAUAUCAACAGCAACAGCAGCAAUAAGAAUGCAGAAACCACCAUCAUCGCCAACACGACCACGACCAACUAUGGCCUCAGUCCAGACAGUCCCUCGCACGAUGCAGAUACCGCCCGAAUUAAGCUUCGGCGGCAAGAUACCAGCACCGACAGCGAUGGCGAACAGAUAUUUUUUUACGACGGAGCCAAUCUCUUGCACGCAAAACUCUACUCUGACACUGAACAAGCCCGAGGGAAGCGCAACUCGAUAUGCGAACGCAUCUCAGGCAUCAACAACCGGGACUCCUCUGCGAUGACUUCAGGGGCCACGGAGCUCUACAAUACCUUCAGCAACAGUAACGACAGCGGUAACGGGAACAGCAACAGACACAGGAAUGACAACCCUCCUGUGGAUGAUUCCACUUUGCCCAGUAACAGCGGUAAUCGUGCCCAUUUAUCCAAUAGCGUGGUCAAUCACGAACCCGACAUGAGCCCAACGUACGACACUCGUUCCAGAUCUCCAGCGCGUUCAAAGUCGCGGUCGAGAUCACGGUCUGGGUCCAGGUCACGGCCCGUUUCAUUGCUCAGUGCGCCAUCCACACAAUCGCAAUCCAGAUCAAGGUCGACUUCGGAUGCUUGGUCCCGAAUCAUGCCAGAAACCUUGGCCAAGAAAGACCAGCAGCUUCCUUCGUCUUUCACCGCUUCCAAACCUCGGCCGAAUAUGUUAGCGAGGGGUCUCUCUGCGGAAUCGCAGGAGCACGAUCAGAAGGGUCGGUCACCCGAUGGCAGCGCCACGGGUAGCUCCAGUCGCAGGGCGAGCACGAAAGAGCGGUUCUUGGCAAUGGCCACACGCGGCACCGGAAGCUCGUCUCCGAUGCCCUCGACGGCGAGUAGAGACGGUGCAGUUGGACCGUAUGAUAGCCUUCCCUCGUUGCGGGAGCAUCGCCUCAGCAUCGAUGAGCGAUCUGGCCUUCGAUCUGGCAGCUCUCCCAUCCUAGCCCAGACGCACAAUCGACGCCAGGGAUCGCCCUCGAUAGGCCGCAGCGACUAUGUGGGUGUGAACCACAGUCCACCGGCGGACUCCAUGAUGGGAUUCCCGUACAACAACAGCUCGCUUCUGGUUUCGAAUGAUCUCACACGCCCCAUGGCCACCAAGGUGCCCGCAAACCUUCGCAGGACAAAGGUUAACAAACCCAGACCGUUUUCGGUGGCGACGAUGGAAAAGUUGGUAGGCAGCAACCGUCCCGAUGUCUCUGUACAGGAAUCACCACAAGCAGAGAAAAGGCGCUCGACACAGCUGGACAGAUUGGAGUCCCCAUCCCAAUUCUCUUUGAAAUCUCAGCAUGCAUUGUAUACAGACCAUCAGAGCGAAUCCAGUGAUCUCGGAGUCGCUGCGCAACCACGGGUGGCUGGAUCAGUAUCCCACCCAUUGUUGAUGGCCUUGGACAGUUCGCCCGAUAGGGGAAGCAAGGGCAAGGAGGUGGAGAAGACACACGAGCUCGACGGCGGGGCCAAGUUGAUUGACAGUACGUUCCCGCAGGCAGUGUCGGAGGAUCUGAAGACUCAGGGCGGGAUCGUACAUGUUCACGAGCACCAUAUCCAUCACCAUUAUUAUUGUCAUCAUGGCCCGCCUGCGAUCCAACCGAACAGGGACGAGACCAGACCGCUGGAACAGCACUGCAGCCCCCCUGCUUCCCAUCAGCGUCGUCCCGAGGGCUCAUCCCUGUUAUCCAGCAUGUUUGGGUCACAUCGCAGACGAUCAUCUGCCCUUGAUUCGGAGGGUCACACUGGUUCGUUUGCACUACCCUCGGAGGAUGGCACUAGGAGCAUGAAACCGCUUGUGAACAAGAAGAGGAUGAGUAUCCUUGGCACGAUGUCGAUGACGUCCUCGAUGCGGAAGCGAUUCUUUGCGGAGCAGAAGAAGGAUCAGCAACAACAACAGCAGCAGCAGCCAUCUCAUGGGACUCUCAGACGCAUGAGCGCUCCGAUCUCGUCGUAUGUGUAUCAGGGAUAUGAAGGUGCAGACGGGACGAUGUUCUAUCACAAGGAUGGGCCCUAUGCCCCCAUGGGAGCGACCAUCCGUGGUAGAAGAAACCAGAGACAGAUUCCCCUGGAGGGACUGAGUGAUGAAGAUGAGGAAGAGGAAGAGUUCGGAGGGUACGUCCAUGGAGUCCAACAGAGCUCUGGUAACGAUCCACAACCACAGCAACAACAACAGCAGCGGGAAAAAUUCCUAUCGAAACUGAAGCGCUUCCUGCUUCGCCCUAGCCCUUCAGUCAAGACCGCCACCGUCGCACAGGGAGCUCCGAGGUCGAUCACCCCAGUCUCGUCCUCGUCUUCGUUCAUGAAGACGCGGGUAUCAGCGACUGUUCGGGUGGAGAAGAAUCGUUGGUCCCGAAACGGUGCCAACGUGUUCCCCCCGGACGAUUUCGAUUCAGACUUCAGCUUGACUGAGGGCCAACCGGCCUAUUAUCAACGACAGCAGCGAUCGAUGAGGAGACGGACGCCUCAGGACAUGUUUGAGCCGCCACCUUCGCCGACCCUGCAACGACGCGACCGGAUCGAUAUCCGGACCCAGUUCCAUCAACAGUCUUCUUCACCGACUCCGGAGCACCAUCUGCAUCACCAUCAUCAGCACCAUCAUCACCACCAUCAUGAGAGUGUAAAGCAGCAACAACAGCUACUGCAGCAGCAGGGAUCUGGAGCGCAGCUCUCGCCAUCAUCGGACGAUAGUGCCCAUAGCAACAAUCACAACCGCCCCAUAACCGCGAUAGCGACAGCAACGGCAGCACGGAUUACAGAUCCGAAUAACCACCGGUCAUUACAAUCGGCGACGGUCACCUCUGUGGUUUUCUCGCAACCGAUAUCUACUUCGCACGGCAAGGAUCUUUAGGAUCCUAAAAUCGAGUUCGACACACUUGCUCGACCUCUGCCGUGGCCGCCGUCUAAGCGGUCACCGCUGCUGCUGCUACCAUCGUUAGCAGCACCAGCGGCACCAAGGAUACUACUGCAGGCGUGUCUGUAUUCUGGGUUUUCCUUUUUGUCUGUUAUUGAAUAC
Molecule: messenger RNA, 3216 nt
Organism: Gamsiella multidivaricata
Lineage: Eukaryota; Fungi; Mortierellomycota; Mortierellomycetes; Mortierellales; Mortierellaceae
Exons: 1
Coding region: 160-3051 (963 amino acids)
Source: RefSeq, a predicted model, not a curated record